UGCAGACUUGUGACAUCACAGGCAGCAGCUGCUUUAGUGUAGGAGGGCAGCAGUCUCCUCUUUCUCUUUUCUACCCUCUAGUGCUGCUGAAAGCCUCUCUGUGGAGCGGAUCUCACCUCUCUGCCUGCUGUAGCCCUGCCAUUACUUCACAAAAAUUUUCUUUUGCUGCUACAAAUUUGAAACAGAAACAUCAUGUCCUUUAAGGGAGGACGUUACAGGGGAUCAGUCAAAGAUUUCCCAGACUUUGAUGCCAAUCAAGACGCUGAAGCUAUCUACAAGGCCAUGAAGGGAUGGGGUAGCGAUAAAGAAACCAUAUUGGACCUCAUAACCUCACGUAGUAACCACCAGCGUAUCCAGAUCAUUCAAGCCUACAAAUCCCUUUAUGGAAAGGAUCUUAUUGAUAACCUAAAAUAUGAACUCACUGGUAAAUUUGAGAGGCUUAUAGUGGGUCUUAUGCGUCCUCCUGCUUAUUUUGAUGCCAAAGAAAUUAAAGAUGCUUUGGAUGGUGUUGGCACUGAUGAAAAAUGUCUCAUUGAGAUAUUGGCCUCCAGAAACAACCAGCAAAUUCAUGCUCUGGUAGAAGCUUAUAAAGAUGCUUACAACAGAGAUCUGGAGACAGAUGUCAUUAAAGACACAAGUGGUCACUUCAAGAAGAUGCUGGUUGUUCUACUACAGGGCACACGGGAAGACGAUGAUGUCGUAAGUGAGGAUCUGGUGGCUCAAGAUGCCCAGGAUUUGCUUGAAGCUGGGGAACAAAAAUGGGGAACAGAUGAAGCCCAGUUUAUCUAUAUCUUGGGAAGCAGGAGUAGAGAACAUCUUCGGCUAGUGUUUGAUGAGUACCAGAAAAUCGCUGGGAAGUCCAUAGAGGACAGCAUAAAAGGGGAACUCUCUGGGGACUUUGUGGAUCUGAUGCUGGCUGUAGUAAAAUGCAUUCGUAGUACCAAGGACUAUUUUGCAAAAAGACUAUACAAUUCCAUGAAGGGUAUGGGUACAGCUGAUAACACCCUUAUCAGGAUUAUGGUUUCACGCAGUGAAAUUGACAUGAUGGACAUUCGGGAAGCCUUCAGGACAUAUUAUGAGAAGUCCCUUUAUUCAAUGAUCAAGAAUGAUACAUCAGGGGAAUACAAGAAGGCUCUCCUGAAACUGUGCGGAGGAGAUGAUGAUGCCGCUGGGGAGUUUUUCCCAGAAGCUGCCCAAGUGGCCUAUCAGAAGUGGGAGCUUAGCGCAGCAACUCGUAUUGAGCUAAAGGGGACUGUCACACCAGCAGAAGAUUUCAAUGCAGACAACGAUGGCAAAGCCCUGAGGAAAGCAAUGAAAGGAUUUGGUACUGAUGAAGAUACCAUUAUCAACAUUAUUACUAAGCGCAGCAAUGCUCAGAGACAAGAGAUCCUCAAGGCUUUUAAGUCCCACUUUGGCAGGGACCUUAUGGCAGACCUGAAGUCAGAACUCUCUGGUACCUUGUCAAAAGUCCUUCUUGGGCUCAUGAUGACACCAGCCCAAUAUGAUGCCAAGCAGUUAAACAAAGCUAUAGCGGGCGCUGGCACUGAUGAAAAAGCUCUGAUCGAAAUCUUGACCACAAGAAAUAAUGAAGAGAUUAGAUCCAUUAACGCAGCCUAUGAGGAAGCCUAUCAAAAAUCCCUGGAGGAUGCAAUAAGCUCAGACACGUCUGGACAUUUCAAGAGGAUCCUUGUAUCUCUGGCUCUGGGUAACCGUGAAGAGGGAGGGGAGGACCUGGACAAAGCAGUUGAAGAUGCUAAGAUUAUUGCAUCUGUCCUGGAGAUCUCUGAUUCUGGAUCUGGAGACUCCUCCUCUUCCUUGGAAACGCGUUUCAUGACCAUCCUGUGCACUCGAAGCUAUCAACAUCUGAGAAGAGUGUUCCAGGAAUUCAUUAAACUUACAAACCAUGAUGUAGAACAAACCAUUAAGAAAGAAAUGUCAGGAGAUGUGAAAGAUGCUUUUGUGGGUAUUGUGCGCAGUGUGAAAAAUAAACCAGCUUUCUUCGCAGAAAGACUCCGCAAGGCUAUGAAGGGAGCUGGAACAGACGAACGAACACUCAACAGAAUCUUAAUUUCCCGCAGUGAAAUUGACUUGUUUAACAUUCGCCAAGAGUUUAAGAACAUGUAUGAGAAAUCACUGCAUCAAUGUAUUGAGAGUGAAACAUCAGGAGACUACUGUAAAGCGCUGUUAUUCAUCUGCGGUGGAGAAGACUAGACCAAUGGCAUUAUUGAUCUGUCAUCAUAGUCUGUGACCCACAGUACAAAAAUCUUAACCGUAGCUAGAAUCCUGGUGCUCAUGAGCACCUAUGGAAUGCUAACCUCACAAAGCAAAGAAUGUGCACCAAAGAAACACAAUGGAUGGGAAGUUGGGGGGAGGGACUAGACUAUAACUUGGAUUUGACAUCAUUUGGGGAUUUAAGCAAAAGUGCAUCAGUCUACAUUUUUAAAACAGAUACUGCCAGAUUUAUCAUAUUUAUGUGAACACAAACUCAGAUGCAUUCUGGACACUUCUGCCAAUGAAGGUUCUGAGAUGAAAUAAAAAUAGUUGGAUGAACAGUUGGAUGUGGUACAUUUGUUUGUUAAUAACAGGUUUCUAUGAGACACCAAAAUUGAGGUACCAUACAGUGAUUAAUUAAUAUUUACAGGCUUUUGUAGUCUGUUCAUAGUGAGUUUUUAAUAAUUCCUGUGAUAAUCUAUAGCAAAGCUAUACACCUUUAUUAUGCCUGUAAUGUGUCCCUCUCACUUGUACUGCAAUCUAUAGCAACCUUUCUGUAAUAUCAUUCUUUACAAAUUACUAAAUCUUCUACUGUCUAACAUCAAAUGCCCUCCUAUUAAACUUGGAAAUAACAUACAAAUCUAAAUUUAAUUUGCAAUAAAAAGUUUAAUUACACAUGGUUAAAAAAAA
Molecule: messenger RNA, 2901 nt
Organism: Bombina bombina (fire-bellied toad)
Lineage: Eukaryota; Metazoa; Chordata; Amphibia; Anura; Bombinatoridae
Gene: ANXA6
Product: annexin A6
Exons: 26
Coding region: 193-2211 (672 amino acids)
Biological process (GO): regulation of muscle contraction; plasma membrane repair; mitochondrial calcium ion homeostasis
Cellular component (GO): focal adhesion; cytoplasm
Molecular function (GO): calcium channel activity; ligand-gated monoatomic ion channel activity; chondroitin sulfate binding
Source: RefSeq, a predicted model, not a curated record